AUGGUUAUGGGUGUUGUUUGUUUGAAUUUCCGUAUGAACGGGAACAGCAUUGUUAAAUUUAUGUGUUGGUGUUUGUUUACAAUGCUUCACAGUACAGCAGUUUUCGUCGCGGUAAAACCCACCAAGGUAUCGGUGGUUCGCUUAUCGGGUUAUCAAUACAACACAUAUCUAUUAAAGGAAGGUCUUUUGUGUGCCUUACCCCCUCGCGUCACCAAAGUAACUAAGACAUCACUGUGCCCACAGCUCUUCGAACUCGGGGGAGUUAUGUCCUCGAUGUCUGUAUCCAAAGUAUCGGUAGGUCGCCGGGCAAAUAUGGCUGUAGAAGGCAAUGUACCUCUUGCUAUCGACGCGUUCUCUCGCGAGAGGGGAAUAUCACUACAUCUCUCCAAAGUCGCUGAUUUCCCCGCACGUGAACAAAAGAGACGCUCCCCAUGGUCAUUGUACCCGCGCAUUGUCUCAUUAGUUUGCGUUCUCCUCGUCUUGCUGUACUUUGCCUUGCACGACACGCAUCUCGGUCGCCUCGUGCGACGGGGGCAGUCCGAUCAGGUAGUGGUGUUGCCGGCACUGGGGGAUGGGGUUUUGGAGGUCUUUCAAGUGAACGCGCCUGUCGCUGUUGAUGAUGAUGAAUGCAAGGUACUGCUCAUGGAGCAUUCAUUUGGGUUUAGCUACGGCAAGCCGUUUGUGGGAAACUAUAACCCGCCAUCGUGCAAGUUCAAGCGCGUGGUGAUGAAUUUCACUGUUACGUCUCGAGGGCGACAGUUUGACAGGCUGGCACUGAUGUAUCUCAACGACACCGAGGUGUGGCGGACGUCCACUGCCGAGCCGACAGAGGCUGGGAUCCAGUGGACAUAUAUCAAGGACAUGACGCCCUAUCUGUCCAUGUGGAGGCAGCCCCAAAAAGUUAUCUUUGAUCUCGGGAACCUAAUCGAUGACAAGUACACCGGCGCCUUUAACACGACACUAUCGCUCACCUUCUCCACCGCCUCUGCCGCACCACCAGCAGCCGGCUUGAUCCUCCCCCUCUCCGCCCGCCGCUCCGCUUCCAACUCCCCUAGCGUCUUUACUCUCCCCGACCAACGCGCUCUAACCACACAUGUCCUUCCCCGCAACGCGAACCGCGCCACCAUCUCUCUAUCUGCCUGCGGCCAAGCAGCUGAGGAGUUCUGGUGGAGCAACGUCCCCUCCGCCGCGAUAUCGACAUUCACCAAUACGACCGGCGAGCUGCCAGGGUUCUCGCCCUGGCGCGAAGUGCAGAUCCUAAUCGACGGGCGGCUGGCGGGCGUGCAGUGGCCGUUCCCGGUAAUUUUUACAGGGGGCGUAGUACCAGGGCUGUGGCGGCCGAUCGUGGGUAUCGAGGCGUUUGAUCUGCGCGAGUAUGAGGUCGAUGUCUCGCCAUGGUUGGGGCUGCUAAGUGAUGGCGCACCGCAUGAGUUUGAGAUUAAGGUUGUGGGGAUCUCGGGGAAGACGAUCGCGGAGGAGGUGGGGAGUAGUUGGCUUGUGACGGGGAAGGUAUUUUUGUGGCUUGAUGAGCCGGGGAAGGUAACGACGGGGUCGCCUAUCAGUAUCGCGAAGGAUGGGUUUGGGACGGGUUCGAAGUUGGCUACAUCGCAGGAUCCUGCGGGGGCAAAUGUCACGCUAUCCACCCAGAUCUCCGUACACCGUGAGCUUGAUAUUAGAUCCACCAUCACCACCGCUGGAGGGGCUCGCGUCGUCUCCUGGUCUCAGCAGCUCACCUAUGCUAACGUUAAUGAUCUCUCCGCCUACGGUGUUACGCAGUUCACGAACCUCUCCCGCACCGCUACAGACUCUCUCACCUCAGACCUGUACGACCGUGGCCCAAGCGCGAAGUACUCGCUUGUGGUAGAUAGUGAGUACCGCGUUGACCCCGAACACGAGGGUGACCUCGCUAUCAACGCUACGUCCUUCUGUGAGGUCGAGUACCGCACGGGCCGAGGUAGCGUGUUCAAUUCUGGUCUCGAACCUGGGGCGAGUGGGCGCGUGAGGACGACGCAGGAGGGAAAGGUAACGUAUGUUUCCAAGAAUGGAGCGAGUUCGGGGACAGUGGCGACGAAGCAGGUGUUUGUCCUGGAGGCUCUGGCAAAAGGAGAGCCGGUGGAGAUUUAUAACAGGGAUGUCGGUGCGGUUGGGGGGGUAGUUGUUUGGGAUCGUGGAAGUGACGGUAGUGGUGGGAAGGGGGUAGAAUAUACUGGGGCCCCGGCGGUAGUGAGGUUGGAGGAGAGUGUGGGCAGUGUCAGGGAGGUACUUGGUAGAGGUCCGGGGAGUACAAGGAAGGUGCUGGUAAUGGGUGGGGAGUAAAUGAUCAUGGUUGAAGUGUUGAGAAGAUCUUAAUAGGAUUUACUCUUCGGAAUUAGUCCAACCUAGCUCUUUUUCCAAAUACAUACUUAACUACGUCUUCAAUGAGGAAGUCCUGCUUCGCCCUAU
This is a messenger RNA of Pseudogymnoascus destructans, 2442 nucleotides long. RefSeq lists its product as uncharacterized. Lineage: Eukaryota; Fungi; Ascomycota; Leotiomycetes; Thelebolales; Thelebolaceae. The record is from RefSeq and is a predicted model, not a curated record. The coding region runs from base 1 to 2316 and encodes 771 amino acids. The transcript has 2 exons.